AUGGAAGAGCCUCCAGAAGAGGAUCUGGACGAAAUCCAAAGUACAGCCAAGUCCCCAGAUGACGGCCACACAGAUGGCCAGGAAGACAACAGACAGAACCAGGAUGAAGUGGAGGCGGGUGACCAGACUGAUCACAGAGCAGCUGACCAGGCUGCCCAAAGAGUGUCUGGCCUGGCUGAACCCAGCAUAGUUGAUCAAGCUGACCACAAAGCAUAUGAACCCACGGGGGAAAGAACAACUGAUCCGGCUGACCUCAGAGCAUCCAACCAUGCUAAUGUUGCCGAUCUUAGAGCAUCUGAUCCGGUUGACCGAAGAAUGUCAGAACAGGGGAACAGCAAGGCCUCUAGCCAAGCUACUGGUGUCGAGCCUGACAGCCAGAUGUCUGCUCUGCCUGAACAAGGUACUUCUGAACAGAUUGAACAAAGGGCUUUUGAGCAGAUUGAUCACAGAAUGUCCAGCCUAGCUGAGAGAAGAGCUUCUGAACAAAUUGACCAUAGACCAUCUGUCCCAUCUUUACAAAGAGCCUCUGUGCAGAGUGAUCACACAAUGUCCCACCCGGCAGACCAAAGAACUCCUCAACAGAUUGAGAGUAGAUUGUCCGGCCUGGUUGAGCGAAAAACUUCUGAACAGCUUGAUCAUCAAUCGUCUGACCAAGUUGACCACAGAACAUCUAUAAAGCCUCAUCGCGAAGUGUAUGAGCAAGCCACUACCCCAGCUGAACACCAGGCUGCUGACCCUGACGAGGCUGGCAGUGCAUCCAAACAGGUUGACAGCUUAAUGGAAGAAGAUGAUUACACAGAAGACAACCUGUUUGACUAUGGAGAACGUAGCAGGUCUGAUGACAGAUUAUUUCACCAGCUUGGCUACAGCAAGAAAGACAAAGAGGCUGACUUCAGAGUACAGCCCUGCAAAUUUGAGCCUAGCCAGACAGACAGCAGUAUAUCCAAGGCUUCCCUUGAAACUGACACGGAAAGUGUAGUUGAUCUGCAAGCAUUCGUCCCAUUUGAUAACAGAUUCUCCAGUAUUUUCCAAAUAAAAGACCAGGCUUACUCCAAAAAAUUUCCCUCCAUUGAAACCAAAUUGGAUUCUAUCAGCAGUCAAGAAAAAACUCAACCUAUGGAAACCAAGCCUGAUGGUAUUUCAGAAUACCAGGAAAGAGGCAGUUCUCAGGCAUACAGUCAGUCUUAUAGCAGGCGAUUCCCUCCUCUAGUAUAUGAAGAUCCUUAUCAAGUUUCACUACGAUACAUGGAGAAGCACCACAUUCUGCAAAUAUUCCAGCAGAUCACUGAAAACUUAGUCUAUGAAAAGCCAGAAGACCCCCUGAAUUUUAUGCUGUGCCAGGUUAGAGAUCUGAUACAGGUCUACCAUACUGACAUCAAUGUGUUGGCAGGCCCGGCUUUGUUCCUUUCUGGAGUCUCUAAGGGGAGAAUCCAUUUCCUACUCAUUUGGGUUAUUGGCAGAAUUCAGUUCCUGUGUUUGUAG
Molecule: messenger RNA, 1482 nt
Organism: Hippopotamus amphibius kiboko
Lineage: Eukaryota; Metazoa; Chordata; Mammalia; Artiodactyla; Hippopotamidae
Gene: TEX55
Product: testis expressed 55
Exons: 4
Coding region: 1-1482 (493 amino acids)
Cellular component (GO): nucleus
Source: RefSeq, a predicted model, not a curated record